This is a messenger RNA of Purpureocillium lilacinum, 882 nucleotides long. RefSeq lists its product as uncharacterized. Gene Ontology annotation, cellular component: cytoplasmic exosome (RNase complex); nuclear exosome (RNase complex). Gene Ontology annotation, biological process: U4 snRNA 3'-end processing; nuclear polyadenylation-dependent rRNA catabolic process; exonucleolytic trimming to generate mature 3'-end of 5.8S rRNA from tricistronic rRNA transcript (SSU-rRNA, 5.8S rRNA, LSU-rRNA). NCBI's taxonomy places the organism in Eukaryota, Fungi, Ascomycota, Sordariomycetes, Hypocreales, Ophiocordycipitaceae. The record is from RefSeq and is a predicted model, not a curated record. Gene Ontology annotation, molecular function: mRNA 3'-UTR AU-rich region binding.
AUGCCUCGAGAUGCCGAGCCCUCCCUGUCAGAACGCACGUUUGUGUUGAAAGCCCUCGAGGAGGGACUGCGGAUCGACAACCGCAAGUUCGAUCAGUUCCGGCCGCUGCAACUAUCCUUCGGCGAUGAGUAUGGCGUCGCAGACGUCCAGUGCGGCAAGACGAGAGUCGUCGCCAAAGUCUCGGCAGAGGUGACGGUCCCGUAUACCGACCGCCCCUUCGACGGCAUCUUCACCAUCACGUCGGAGCUCAGCCCCAUGGUCGCGCCGUCAUUCGAGGUCAACCGCCCAACGGAGACAGAGGUGCUCCUCUCGCGCCUCCUCGAGAAGACGGUCCGCCGCUCCGGCGCCCUCGACACCGAGUCGCUCUGCCUCAUCGCCGGCCAAAAGUGCUGGUCCGUCCGCGCCGACCUGCACGUCCUGUCCCACGACGGCAACCUCAUCGACGCGGCCUGCCUCGCCGUCGUCGCCGCCCUGCGCCACUUCCGCAAGCCCGACACCAGCAUCGAGGGUGAGGCUCUCACUGUGUACACGGCGGCGGAGCGCGAGCCGGUGCCGCUCAGCUGGCUGCACUCGCCCUUCUGCGUCACCUUUAGCUUCUUCGGCGAGGGCGGCGACACCGUCCUGCUCGACACGACGUGGCUCGAGGAGCAGCUCCGCGUCAGCAGCUGCACGUUCAGCCUCAACAAGCACGGCGAGAUCUGCCAGGUGUCCAAGCUGGGGGGCGCCGACAUCGACGCCCCCGUCUUCGUGCAGUGCGCGCAGACGGCGCUCAACAAAUCAAAAGAGUUUACGGACUUGCUGGACCGCAAGCUGGUGGAGGAUGCCAAGAGGAGAGACAAGGGCGGGUUCAUGGCAGAGUUGAGGGCGGAGAACGAAAGGUAG